AUGGCCGAAGCAAUACAGUCUGGUGAUGAGUCUCGCUUCACUGAUCUUUACAAUGAACCUGUAGAUCAUCUUUUAUCACCAAUAAAAGGCUAUCAAGAUAAACCAGUUGUUUCACUUCCAAAAGCUAUUGAACCAGUUGCCGGAUUUUUUAAUAAAAUUGAAGACAAUGUCUCUGUUGCAUUGCAUAAUUGUCAAAAUCCAGCUGAUGGAUUAGACCAACAAGAAUCAGCUUCUAUACAUCUAUAUACAAUGCAAUUUAGAGGCGGACCAAGUUUGUACUUGUUACUUAAUAAAUCAUUACGUGCUGAGAAUCGUGAAGAAUUACAACCAUGGUUCUCAUAUCUUAAACUAUUUCUCACGGCUUUGCAUAAAUUACCAUCACGAAGUGAAACAGUAUGGCGUGGUAUUCGAGAUGUUGAUUUAAGUUCAAAAUACAAAAAAGGCACUAAAUUUGCUUGGUGGGGAGUAAGUUCGUGUACUAUUGAUAUUGAAGUACUUGAAGCAGAUCAAGUUUUGGGGAAACAUGGAAAACGUACUCUCUUUUCAAUUGAAUGCAUUAAUGGAAAAUCUGUUGCCACACAUUCAUAUUUCAAGAAUACUGAAAAAGAAAUUAUUCUUAUGCCAGAUUCAUAUUUUGAAGUCAUGGGUCAAUUAAAUCCAGCACCUGAACUUCAUAUUAUUCAACUGAGAGAAAUUACACCACCUAAUGCACUAGUGAAGCCACCAUCUUCAAAACCAAAUGAACAAAAACCUCUUUCGAUUGUUGAUCAACCAAGUACAUUAUUUCCAUCGACAUCAGCAAAGAAGACAUCAGUGAAAUCAGUACCAUUACGUGCACGUAUGGUUGAUAUUCAUCCGAAUGCAACAUGGUCAAAGAAUGGUAUCACUGUUGCUGGAGGAAAUAAACACGGCAGUGCAACGAAUCAACUAUCGGAUCCAUGGACUUUGUACAUCGAUGAUGAUCAAACGAUUUAUGUUGUUGAUACUUGGAAUCAUCGUAUUAUGGAAUGGAAAUCGGGUGCAACGAAUGGCACAGUGGUUGCUGGUGGAAAUGGAAGAGGAAAUGGAGCUCAUCAAUUAAGUAUUCCACGAGAUGUGAUUAUCGACAAAGAGACCGAUAGUCUCAUCAUCAGCGAUAGCGAAAAUAAAAGAGUAGUUCGAUGGCCUCGUCGAAAUGGUACUCGUGGAGAAACAAUUAUUUCAAAUAUCGUUUGUUGGGGUUUGACAAUGGACGACAAUGGUUUUCUCUAUGUCGUUGACCAUGAGAAAAAUGAAGUGAGGCGAUAUAAAAUCGGUGACACUAAAGGAACAGUAGUUGCAGGUGGCAAUGGAAAAGGAAAUCGUCUCGAUCAGCUCUUUCAACCCCACUACGUAUUUGUCAAUCGAGAUCAUUCACUUUAUGUGUGUGAUUGUUCCAAUCAUCGUGUCAUGAAAUGGGAAGAAGGUGCAACACAAGGCAUUAUCGUAGCCGGUGGUCAAGGAAAAGGAAAUAGUCUUACACAAUUGGACCGUUCUAUUGGAGUCGUUGUCGAUCAAUUGGGUACUGUUUAUGUGGUUGAUUCUGUGAAUGAUCGAAUCAUGCGUUGGCCAAAAGAGGCCACACAAGGAAGUGUCAUUGUUGGUGGAAACGGUAAAGGAGCAUGGUCGAAUGAACUCUGUUAUCCCACAAGUCUAUCAUUCGAUCGACAUGGUAAUCUCUAUGUCGUCGACUACGUAAAUCAUCGAGUACAAAAAUUUAAUAUCCAAUAA
Molecule: messenger RNA, 1749 nt
Organism: Rotaria sp. Silwood2
Lineage: Eukaryota; Metazoa; Rotifera; Eurotatoria; Philodinida; Philodinidae
Source: the annotation of a GenBank genome assembly